GAUUUUAGGGUUUGAAUGAUCAGUGAUUUAGAGAACCGCCAUUUGGUUUCUUAUAAAAUCGUAAUUUGGUCUAAGAUUUUGGGAAUCAAUGAGGGUUGAGGGUUUACUCUGUUUCAUAGGGUUUCCUCUGUUCUUGAUGAACUUCAAUUUUGUGUUCAUUCUUGAAGUUGUGAUUUCGAGAUUACGUGGUCUUUUUUGCGGGUAAUGAUGUUUUAUUAAAGUGGGUCCAUCACCAAUACUCCUGUUUAUUUUUGAAGCAAGCAUGGAAUCAUUUGGUUCAAGGAGCAGGUGCUGUAAGAGUGAGCAAAAGAUAUAUGAAGAUUUGAACACAGUUUUCACAGCUCCUGAGCAUCUGAAAAUGUCAAUGGAACAGGUAAGGAAUCGCGAAGAACGAAGCCAAUUUGAAAGCACUCAAGAUUCACUAAAGAAAGAGAUUCUACAACUUCAAAGGGAACUCAAGGAUCAGUUCAUAACACGCAGAGAAUUGGAGAAAACAACGGUUAAUCGACCUCUUUUACAUGAUCCCAUCGAUAAUGAUUCACUUCCAAAGCCUGCUCACGAUCUGAUCAAAGAGAUAUCGAUACUAGAAUUUGAAGUUAAGCAUUUGGAGACGUAUCUUCUGUCACUGUAUCGUAAAGCUUUCCAAGAAUAUGCAAAUCCAGUCUCAAGGGAACCAAAUGAAGAAUCUUAUGUUCAUAGAAGCCACUCUUCGCUUUCUUUAAGAACAGAUCCUCUCGAAAAAAUUGUUCAUGAAGCUCUGGAUUCAUACCAUUCAUUGCCAUUAGCAAUGCUAGAGCGUGCUACGGAUGAAUCCAAGCAUCAUGAUACCGGUAUGUCUGCCAAUCGGCUUUCUGAGGAGAUGGUUAAGUGCAUCUCCGCUAUAUACUGUCAAAUUGCCGAUCCACCCUUAUUCAACCAUGGCUGCCUUCCGUCACCUAGUGAUUCUUCACCACGAGACCAGUUUGUGAUGUGGAGCCCACAAUGCGAAGGCGAAACAACAUGGGUACAUGAUCAUUCUGAAGCGUCAAUGGAGUUUAGUGAAUCUUGCUUCGAUGUGGUUGAGGUGCACGGUAUUUGCAAGGAUUCUAAGAGACCGAGUAAUGUUGAACAUAAAGAAAGGAUCUUUCGGUCUCUUGUUUCUCAGUUGGAACAGGUUGAUCCUAGAAACUUGAAGCCCGAGGAAAAACUCGCUUUCUGGAUCAAUGUUCAUAAUGCGCUCGUGAUGCAUGCAUUCUUGGUUUAUGGAACUCCACACGGUGCCUUGAAGCGCAUCUCUUUAGUCAUGAAGGCUUCUUAUAACAUAGGCGGUCAUAUCAUCAGUGUCGGUGAUAUCCAAAGACCGAUACUGGGUUGCAGGCUGCCUCGGCCAGGACAAUGGCUUCAAUCUUUGCUAUUUCCGAAACAAACGUCCAAAUCCAAAGAUGCACUAAAAGACUACGCCAUCGAUCAUCCGCAGCCUCUCUUAUACUUUGCACUUUCGUCUGGAAACCAUUCCGAUCCCAUGGUGCGAAUCUACACGCCGAAGAGCGUUUUUCAGGAGCUUGAAGUGGCGAAAGAAGAGUACAUCCAUACGAACUUUAGAAUACCGAAAGGGAAAAGACUAUUUCUCCCAAAACUUGUGGAAUUGUAUGCGAAAGAUUCGAGUUUGUGCACAAACGGGUUGAUGGACAUGAUCGAACAUUCUGUCCCUGAGUUUUACAUGAGGAGCUUCAAAUUGAUUCGAACAGGGAAAUCUUCGAAGAAAAUCGAGUGGGUCCCACAUAACUUCGGUUUUCGCUAUCUAAUUCCCUCGGAACUUCGUGUAAACGUUUGAGAUUGUUUCGUGGGUUUGGAGAUGCAUCUUUUGGUUCGAAUGAUUUCUAAGUUGGUUUAGGUUUCUCUUGCAUACGUAAAUUUUGAUAGCAAGAGAUCGAACAUGAAUUGCAUAACGUGAAUGUGUCCAUUGCAAGCACUUUUUAAACGAUUGAAAUUUUCUACGUAUAUUAUGUUGGUGAUUUGUAUCACUAAUACCAUUC
Messenger RNA from Cynara cardunculus var. scolymus (artichoke), 2015 nucleotides. RefSeq lists its product as uncharacterized. The record is from RefSeq and is a predicted model, not a curated record. Bases 263 to 1813 code for a protein of 516 amino acids. The transcript is spliced from 11 exons. Lineage: Eukaryota; Viridiplantae; Streptophyta; Magnoliopsida; Asterales; Asteraceae.